CAAAUUCAUGAGUGACAUUGUUAUGGCCAUCUCAUCCUCAAUUUCCAUGAGGGAUCGAAGUUCUGAAAGUGCCCGUUUUGAGAUUUUGAAUGCAGAAUACAGUGCUGUAAUUUUGGGGGAUGAAAACUCCAGCAUUCAUAUUGAUGCUGUCAUUGAUCCCUUGAGUCCCUCUGGCCAAAAGCUCUCGGCUCUUCUUCGCAUUCUGUCAAAGUACGCUCAGCCAAGCAUGAGACUUGUGCUCAAUCCCGUG
Striga hermonthica is the source of this 250-nucleotide messenger RNA. The record is from the annotation of a GenBank genome assembly. NCBI's taxonomy places the organism in Eukaryota, Viridiplantae, Streptophyta, Magnoliopsida, Lamiales, Orobanchaceae.